UAAACGCUUCGUCUGUUACUAAUGUCACCUAGAGUGUUCUCACUUUCAUGUUUUACCUUCGCCCUGAUGUAGUUUGUAGUUGCGCAUUUUGCAAAGAACCUGCCGAUUUGCAGCAUGGACAAACGGAUGUUUGGAGUUCUAUUAUUUCUAGGUCUGCUUGACCAAUCAGUUGCGUUUGUUUGUGACGAAGGAUCUAUUGUCUGCUAUGCUUUCUCUGGGUAUAAUAAUAAAUCCCAGUGGGCUACUUGUUUAACGAAAGAUUACAUAGAAGAGAAAUCGAGAGAACAACACACUUGUAUGAACCAAACAACGGUUUACUGUUACUAUCAAUGCAUGCUAGAACAACACGGUUUAGAGGAAGGGCCUGUAUACGCCGACUGCUCGUGUAGGCCAGGCUAUGCAUUACCAACUGUCCCACGCACUCCUCUCCCUUCUUGGUGCAGUAGCCCUAAUGGGUCAGAAUGCAAUUGGUACAAGGACUGUUUGGAGGAAAGGUUUCCAUGCGUUGGUACUGAAGCUUCCUAUGCAAUUAGCUAUGGCGAGAAAUUCUGUAACUUGUACUCCGAAAACUACAACGGAUUCGACAAAAUCGGACAGGACUGGAUCGAUGCCGUUCGAAAAUGUCUUCAAGUGGCGCUGGUUCCACUUAUUCGACCGUACAAUACGCCCAGUUGUGACGAAAUCAAAACUCUAGCCUUUCAGAGCCAUUCCAAAUGUUACGUCGAUCCGUUUCCAGAUGCACCGUCGUUUUGUGACAUUGGGUGGAGCAAUUUUUUUCGAGUACUUAUAACCAUCAAAUCUAGCAUUAUAAGUGAGUUCUGGGCUACUAUCGGUCAGGGUCUAGAGACAUUCUUUAAAUGUGGAAAAAUCAAGAUUUCUAAUAUACUGCAACUUGUUAUUAGCAACGAUGAAUCCACGGAGGACAUUGCAAGUGCACCCUAUAAACUUGAAAAAUCAUUUAAAGAAUACAGUAAGAUAAACAUCCAGGGCGCCAUUGAUGUCUUCUUUUAUCCGUUUUUUAAGAAUCCGUUGAAUGAGAUCAACCGUGACAAGAGGAGCACACAUACGUCAGGCGAAGUCACGCUUUCUGUUCUGCUACUUGAUCGGGCAAAAUACGAUCUGAAUUACCAAUCUUCAAACACAAUAAAUCUCACCGAUGUUGCGACACGUAUAAUCAAUGACAUUGAGACGGGAGAAUUUAGGCUAGGUGUCCGCGUUGAUGUCAAGGAAGUUCGCCUUUGUGCGGAUUUGGAGUGCAUAAACGCAACACAAACAGUUACACCCCCGCCAGAACAGAUCACUGGUCUGCCUGACCAAUCAUUUGGGGUUGUUUGUGACGAAGGAUCUUUUGGCUGCUAUGCUUUCCCUGAUUAUAAUAAUAAAUACCAGUGGUCUACUUGUUUAACGAAAGAUUACAUAGAAGAGAAAUCGAGAGAAAACCACACUUGUACUUACCGAACAGCCGUGUAUUGUUAUUAUCAAUGCAUGCUAGAACAACAUGGUUUAGAGGAAGGGCCUGUGUAUCCCGACUGCUCGUGUAGGCCAGGCUAUGCAUUACCAACUGUCCCACGCACUCCUCUCCCUUCUUGGUGCAGCAGCCCUGAUGGGUCAGAAUGCAACUGGUACAAGGAAUGUUUGGAGGAAAGGUUUCCAUGCGUUGGUACUGAAGCUUCCUAUGCAAUUAGCUAUGGCGAGAAAUUCUGUAACUUGUACUCCGAAAACUACAACGGAUUCGACAAAAUCGGACAAGAUUGGAUCGAUGGCGUUCGAAAAUGUCUACAAGUGGCGCUGGUUCCACUUAUUCGACCGUACAAUACGCCCAGUUGUGGCGAAAUCAAAACUCUAGCCUUUCAGAGCCAUUCCAAAUGUUACGUCGAUCCGUUUCCAGAUGCACCGUCGUUUUGUGACAUUGGGUGGAGCAAUUUUUUUCGAGUACUUAUAACCAUCAAAUCUAGCAUUAUAAGUGAGUUCUGGGCUACUAUCGGUCAGGGUCUAGAGACAUUCUUUAAAUGUGGAAAAAUCAAGAUUUCUAAUAUACUGCAACUUGUUAUUAGCAACGAUGAGUCCACGGAAGACAUUGCAAGUGCACCCUAUAAACUUGAAAAAUCAUUCAGAGAAUACAGUAAGAUAAACAUCCAGGGCGCCAUUGAUGUCUUCUUUUAUCCGUUUUUUAAGAAUCCGUUGAAUACGAACAAUCGUAAUAAGAGGAGCACACAUACGUCUGGCGAAGUCACGCUUUCUGUUCUGCUACUUGAUCGGGCAAAAUACGAUCUGAAUUACCAAUCUUCAAACACAAUAAAUCUCACCGAUGUUGCGACACGAAUAAUCAAUGACAUUGAGACGGGAGAAUUUAGGCUAGGUGUCCGCGUUGAUGUCAAGAAAGUUCGCCUUUGUCCAGAUUUGGAGUGCAUAAACGCAACACAAACAGUUACACCCCCUCCAGAACCGAGUGUUGGUACUAUCGUAUACAUGCAGAUUUACUACGUUAUGAGCUUUGUUCUUUUGGGUGCUGUUAUUACCCAUCUUGUUGAAAGUAUAUAGGUUUUCUAAAGAAAAAUGAUAAAUAAGAGGCAUAAAAGCGGCGAUGCUAUGCCCUCUGAGAUUUAUGGCAAACUAGGCUGGUAAUGCUGUUAUUGUUUUAUGCCCGAGUGCUUAUCGGCGCCGUGUUUUAAUCUUGUUUUGUGUUUUAUCCAGAGAAAAUGAAAUUUCUAUUUAUAUAACCUAUAUAUUAAUAACAGCAAGUAUGUCAGAGAGAGAUUGAAGGAUAUUUCGAGUGAGAUUGAACAGGUGUUUACAAAUCUUGACAAAAUGUUCUUACCGAGUAAUUCUAAAGUAACUUUCAGAUGACACCAUCGAUAAGACUAAAGGAAUAUAAAAUACGAUGGUAAUUCAUACUUACUAUUUCAUCAACAUUUCAGCAUAAAGAAAGAAUAAACUUCCACAUUGACAUGUGUGUGUUUCAAGCGAAAUCUGGUUUUAGCAGAAUAGUGUGGCCUAAAUGAAUGUAAAGUUUAAUAUGUCCAUACAUUCGAUAACUGAGCAUAUCUAUAAGCAUAACGUUGAACGACUCUGUUAACGACUCUAUUCACACAGCUUCUUAACACAUUUAAAACGCUAAAUAAUGUUAUAGCUUUGAUCUAGCUGAUUGUACAUAUUCAUAACAUGCGAUUUAUAAAUGAAUAAUGGAAUGCAUAUAUCAACUAUUCUAAAUACAUCCAUGUGUGAAAAUAUAUUCUUAGCUUAUUAUGUAUUAAUGACGAUUGUGUUGCUUAUAAUUAUAUAUGUUUGUUUGUAAAUAAAAUGUAUAGUUAAACCUUCCUUCGUAGUGUCGUGACAAUCGUAUUACCAAGCCCUACUGUCGAGCAGUUCGACUAAGGAAAAAAUAAAGUUCAUAAUUUGUCUUUGGAUUCGGACAUUUGAAAUUUCUUUAUUGUCACAUAUGGAACCGUGAUCAUUUUGUCCAUGUCAAUGUACGCUACACACUCCUAUGAAUAAAACAAUGCAUUCAUGCGUAUUGGCGGAACAAGUUACUAUGUCAAAAAAAUAAUUCCAAAACGGAUGUAUAUUAAUAAUAACAACGAUAAGAUUAAGAUUAUCCAUUGGCAAUACCAAAUAGGGUCAGGUGCGUUGGUCGAAAAACCGGAUAACGUCUAUGUAUUUUUUAUAGUGCAGGGGAGGUAAAUACAAUAUCCACUUGCGUAUUAUGCUAAAUGUAUUAAUGUUUAACUUUUAUUGUGUUAAAAUCAUAGCUCACAUGUAUUACUAUUUUCGAUUUAAAACCAUUUUCCACAUUCAUUACAAUGCUUUUUGUUAGCUCUGUAUAUUUUAUGAUUGUAGGCUAUGUAUAUAUUAUGAUAUGAUUUGCAUUUUUCUACAUUUCUUUCGUGAAAUUGUAAUCUUAUAGCUUUAAAUGAAAUAUAGGCAGUUUUGAUUGUACACUAAAGCAUUAUGUUGCUGC
Molecule: messenger RNA, 3958 nt
Organism: Mya arenaria
Lineage: Eukaryota; Metazoa; Mollusca; Bivalvia; Myida; Myidae
Exons: 7
Coding region: 115-2541 (808 amino acids)
Biological process (GO): intracellular calcium ion homeostasis
Cellular component (GO): extracellular region
Molecular function (GO): hormone activity
Source: RefSeq, a predicted model, not a curated record